AAAUUAUAUAUUCUCAUUACGGUUUCACUUUUCCGCUACCCCGUCGGCAACUCUCACUUUAUGGGUCUCCAGCAAAGACUCACUCAUCGAAUUACUCACUUCGUCCACUCAGAGUACCUCAUUCCAUACCUACUUAUUACAUUUGGCCAAAAACUGUUGCGACUUGACCAGCCAGCCGGCGGCAUUUCAGUUUCUCCAAGGUUUUCAAACAAUUCGCUACAUGCAAAAUAGCUGAAUGACAAAUAUUGUUUACUAGAAAAAGAUGCAGUUUAGUUGCCUAUUAAUAGGCCUACUAAUUGUUGGCCCAUGCCAUGGUGACUCCAUAUUUGACUUUGUCACAGGGAAACCCUUGCCCUAUCAAGAUGACAAUGAAACUACAACUACAUUAGCUCCAAUGACUACUUCGAAUCGUGAUAUAACCAUUGGUCCCUGCAAAUGGGCCAUUGGACGCAAAUGUCCGGAUCCGGAUGUUAAAUAUUAUAUCUACACACGUCACAAUCCAAUGGAUCGUCAAUGCCUGCAGAUCGAUGAAACGGCCGAGAAAUCUAAUUUGACUAACUCAUACUUUAAUCCCAGAUAUCCCACAAAGAUUAUAAUCCAUGGUUAUAAUUCGGAUAUGUUUCUCCAUCCUCUGCAGCAAAUGAGAGAUGAAUAUCUAGCCAAAUCGGAUUAUAAUAUCAUCUAUGUGGAUUGGAGUGUCCUAUCCCCAGGUCCUUGCUAUAUAAGUGCUGUUCAUAAUACACGUCAUGCUGGCACUUGUACGGCCCAAUUGGUGGAACGUUUGGUAGAAACGGGCAAUACGGAUAUCCAUAUCAUUGGCUUCUCCUUGGGCGCCCAAUUGCCCAAUUAUAUUGCACGAAAUUUAAAUAAUUACACUUUGCCCCGUAUAACUGGCUUGGAUCCAGCAAUGCCUUUAUUUAUCACAGCCGGAAUUAAUGAUAAAUUGGAUCCCAGUGAUGCCAAUUAUGUAGACGUGAUACACACAAAUGCCAUGGUACAGGGCAAAUUGGAGAGAUGUGGUCAUGCUGAUUUCUAUAUGAAUGGUGGCAUUAUGCAGCCAGGCUGCAAUGGACAAAAGAUAAAUUCUUUUGCCUGCAGUCAUCAACGUGCUCCGGCCUACUUUCUGGAAUCGAUACGGUCUUCCAAAGGCUUUUGGGGUUGGGCCUGCAGUGGUUACAUUUCCUAUUUACUUGGCAUGUGUCCACCAACAAAUUUCCUACUCGAAGCUGGGGAUAAUAUACGUCCAAGUACACGUGGAAUGUUUAUGAUCGAUACGAAUGAUACGUCACCCUUUGCUUUGGGUAAAUGGACAGAUCUGCCCACUCUGGGUGCCAAAUGGCAAACCCAACAACACCUUAAGCGUCCGCAUCACUAUCAAAAUGUUGAUCCAUUGAUGCAGCAUAUCGAUCAGUUUGGUAAAUUGGCUUCAAAUUUUAAUAAUUUGGAUACCUUUGGCUAUGAUGCGGCAAAUGCUUAUGAUAAGUGGACUAGCUAUAGUCCAUCAAGUACAGAACAGGAUGAUUCUGUCGAGGAGCAGGAGACGGAGGAAUUUAUUGAGGAUGCAGCAAGGGAUGAGGAGACUCAUCAUCAGACGCAACAUUUAAAUUGGUGGGCAUAUAGACGAAAUCUAACAAAUGGUUAUGUCGAUAAUGAUAUUUUUAGAUUACCCAAAAUGGAUUAAAAUAGAAACCCAUUCCCUUGCCCAGAACUGUUCUCCUUUCUUCUAUGAAAAUUCCAUACAUUUGUUUAUUAAAUUUAGUCUAAGUUUUCGUUUUAAUAUUUAUAUUAUUUU
Molecule: messenger RNA, 1792 nt
Organism: Drosophila willistoni
Lineage: Eukaryota; Metazoa; Arthropoda; Insecta; Diptera; Drosophilidae
Product: phospholipase A1 member A
Exons: 4
Coding region: 263-1681 (472 amino acids)
Biological process (GO): lipid metabolic process
Molecular function (GO): lipase activity
Source: RefSeq, a predicted model, not a curated record